CAUAUCAUUCCUUGUUUACCGAAACUAUUUUCACUGGUUUUACUCGUAUUUUUACAUAUGUUGAUGAUUUAAUUCUUUUUUAUCCUGAUUUGAAUGAAGUUAAUUUUGUGAAAAUAGUUUUGCUGGAUAAACAAUUCAACAUCCAAGAUCUAGGAGCCUUUAAAUACCUUUUAGGAUUUGAGUGGAACGGAUCAAAGAGUGGUAUAUCCUUGAAUUAUAGAAAAUAAACUCUAGCUCAAAGAGUGGUAAAGAUAAUUCUUAUUAGCUUCUAUUGAUCUUACCUCUCAAACAAGUCUUAGAACUCUUCAUUAUCUCAAGCUUCAACCAGGAGAAGGGGCCAGCACUAGCCAUUUAAAAAGACAUUCUGAAAACUGCCUACAAAGGAAGCUCCACAUGGCUAAAGAGAAGAAGCAAACUCUUAUUCCUUUUCAACCUUAUAAUCAGGAUAAUCCAUUUAUUGGGGAUAGAUAUACAAAUGAGAAGAUGAGAGAAAUCAUUGCUACUGUUAUUAUGGUACAUGAACACCCUUUUAGUGUGGUGGAGGAUGAAAUAUGGAUGUGGGCUUUUCAAUAUGCAAACUCAUAUUUUCAUAAAAUCGGUCGAAAAACAGCAAGAGCGGAUUGUUUAAGAAUAUACGAGGAAGAGAAGAAAACUUUGAAGGAUUUAUUGAGAAAAAUUGGAAAAAUUAGUAUAACUACUGAUAUGUGGAGAUCAAGUCACCAAGUAGCUGAAUAUAUGGUUAUCACUGGCCAUUUCAUUGAUUAUGGACGGAAACUCCAAAAAAGGGUGUUGAGUUUUGUGAAAAUUCCUGCUCCAAGGCGUGGGAUUGAUGUGGCUGAUGCAAUUUUCAAGUGCUUGAAAUCUUGGGGAAUUGAGAAUAAGAUAUUUUCAGUUUCAGUCGACAAUGCUUCUUACAACGAUUCUUGUUUAAAAAGUUUGAAGGAAGACUAUCCACUAAGCAGAAUGUUAGUUCUUGGAGGGGCAUUGUUUCAUGUUAGAUGUUGUGCACAUGUACUAAAUUUGUUAGUGCAAGAUGGUCUUAGCCAAAUUAAGGAUGUCAUUGGCAAAGUUCGUGAAAGUGUGAAGUAUAUUAACCAUAAUGAUGAGAGAUUGAAAGCUUUCUGUGAUGUUGUUGAACAAAAGGGGCUGAAAGAUAGGAAGCUCAUACUUGAUUGCCCAACAAGAUGGAAUUCUACAUAUCACAUGUUAUCCGCUGCAUUGAAAUUCAGGAUUGCAUUUCCAUCUUAUAAGGAAAGAGAACCACAUUAUAAGUAUGCACCUUCAACUGAAGAUUGGGACAAUGUUGAGAAAGUUUGUCAAUUUCUUGAAGUGUUUAAUCUUGCCACUCUUUUUAUAUCAGGUAGUGAGUACCCUACUUCUAAUCUAUAUCUUGCGGAAGUUUGGAGGGUGAAGCAAGUCAUUGAUAAAGCAACAGAAGAUACAAAUUCAUUUAUGAGAGAAAUGACAGCUUCUAUGAAACUAAAGUUUGACAAAUAUUGGGGUGAAUGCAAUUUGUUGAUGGCUAUUGCUAGUGUUUUGGAUCCAAGGAGCAAAUUUCAUACUGUUGAUAUAUGCUUUCCAUUGAUAUAUGAAGCUGAAGUUGCUAAAGAGAAUAUAAAGAAGGUGAAGAAUUCGUUAGAGGAGCUAUAUGCUGAAUAUGUUUCUCUAAGUCUGCAAGAGUCAUCUUCUAAUGAAGUUCAUACUAGUGGCAUCAAUUCAUCAUCAUCAUCUUCGAUCCAAUCUCAACCUUCAGUCAUCAUCGGAUUUGACCGAAUCAUGAGCAUUGUGCGUGAAAAGGAAGUUGUUCCUACAGUGAAAUCAGAAUUACAAACUUAUCUUGAUGAAGGUGUUUACAUUCCUGAUGGAGAUAAUAGCUCUUUUAGCGCAUUGGAGUGGUGGAAGAACAAUAGCUUAAAAUAUAAGAUCUUAUCAAAGAUGGCUGCUGAUAUUCUAGCUGUUCCUAUAUCUACUGUGGUGUCAGAAUCUACUUUCAGUGCCGGAGGCAGAGUUAUUGAUGAAUAUUGCUCUAAACUGAAUGAGAAAUCGAUAGAAGCACUUAUUUAUGGUGGGGAUUGGCUUUGUCACAAGUAUAACUUGAAACAAAAGUCUAAGGUGGCGGCUGAACAACAUCAAGAGAUCACCUUAAAAAUUUGAGUCCUUUUUGAUGGAUUAUAAUGAUAUUUUGAAUUUUCUGCUGGUGUUAUAAACUAAUGCAUCUGCUGUUGUUCUUCUUGUGUUUUAACAUAUUGUCAUUAUGUCUGUUAUGUUAGUAUUUGUAGAAACUUGCUUGUGUAGUGGCUUAAGGUAAUACUUUAUUUGUGUUAUGAAUUUUAAUCCUUUUUGAUGGAUUAUCAUGAUAUUUUGAAUUUUCUGCUGGUGUUUUAAACUAAUGCACUAUGAUGUU
Molecule: messenger RNA, 2404 nt
Organism: Vicia villosa (hairy vetch)
Lineage: Eukaryota; Viridiplantae; Streptophyta; Magnoliopsida; Fabales; Fabaceae
Product: zinc finger BED domain-containing protein RICESLEEPER 2-like
Exons: 4
Coding region: 394-2154 (586 amino acids)
Molecular function (GO): protein dimerization activity; DNA binding
Source: RefSeq, a predicted model, not a curated record